CUCUCCUCUCUCUCUUCUCUCUCUCUCUUCACUCCAUUGCAGGCUUGCAGCUACUAGAUCCAAAUAACCGGCCGGCGACGGAACUGGGCUGAGAGGGUGGGUGCUUAACUGCAUUUUCUUUGCAAUUCUCGAUCUCAGCCACUCUCUGAAUUUCGCGAAGAUGGUGAGUAAAGCAGAGGAGGCCGAAUUGAAUAGACUCGAGACCCAGGUCGAUAAUGGAGGUGGAGGUGCUUGGGAGUAUCUUUCCCUCGUCAGAAAACUCAAGGUUCGCCGUUCUCAUAAGGUCUUAAACCAUGGAUUGUCGAUCUUGAAUGAUUCCAGAAAGCGAUCCGGUCUCGGCCAAGAGGAAUGGACCCUGUACGAACAGGUAGCUAUUGCAGCGCUGGACUGCCAAGCUUUAGAUGUUGCAAAGGAUUGCAUAAAGGUUCUUCAGAAGAAAUUUCCACAGAGUAAUAGAGUUGGGAGGCUAGAGGCUAUGUUGCUUGAAGCAAAGGAAUUGUGGGCUGAGGCUGAGAAAGCUUACGCUAGCUUUCUAGAGGAAAAUCCAUGUGAUCAAAUAGUACAUAAGAGGAGGGUUGCCCUGGCAAAAUCACAAGGCAACAUUGCGGUGGCUAUUGAAUGGCUUAACAAAUAUCUUGAAACAUUUAUGGCCGAUCAUGAUGCCUGGAGAGAACUGGCUGAACUAUAUGUAUCUCUCCAAAUGUACAAGCAAGCAGUUUUUUGCUAUGAGGAGCUGAUAUUAUCUCAGCCCACAGUUCCGCUAUAUCACUUAGCUUAUGCAGAUGUACUUUACACAUUAGGCGGCCUAGAAAACCUUCAAACAGCAAAGAAAUACUACGCAUCUACUAUAGACUUGAGUGGGGGCAAAAAUACCAGAGCCCUGUUUGGCGUUUGCUUGUGUUCAUCUGCCAUUGCACAGCUCACGAGAGGUCGAAACCGAGAAGACAAGGAGGGUCCAGAGCUCCAAUCUUUAGCAGCAACAGCCUUGGAAAAAGAUUACAAGCAAAGAGCUCCACACAAGCUUUCUCUGCUUUCUUCUGUAAUGAAAGGCUUGAAGGUCUCCCCUUAACUUUUCCUCCUUUGAACUGAGGGUGAUUAGCAUUUAGCUACUGGUAGUUUAUAUUAAUUCAUUUUCUUGUGAUUUUUCCCUAAGAAGAAAAUUUUUCUCUGUUUCCAUAAAGUCCUAAAUAUGAGAAGUGAUGUAUUUUUUUUAGCCUAAGUUAAGGACGACACAGCUACAAAAAGAUAUAAAUCUUAUUCUUUCUUCUUUUCUAGUUA
Molecule: messenger RNA, 1278 nt
Organism: Cucurbita moschata (crookneck pumpkin)
Lineage: Eukaryota; Viridiplantae; Streptophyta; Magnoliopsida; Cucurbitales; Cucurbitaceae
Product: ER membrane protein complex subunit 2-like
Exons: 9
Coding region: 161-1069 (302 amino acids)
Biological process (GO): protein folding in endoplasmic reticulum
Cellular component (GO): EMC complex
Molecular function (GO): protein binding
Source: RefSeq, a predicted model, not a curated record